AUGCUUUCAAUGUAUUUGAAAGCAAAGGCCAGGUCAUGUUUUGAAGAGUUUCACAGUUUGUGGGAUAUUCUCUCCAGUAUCGCCAAGGAUCCAUCGGCCACUAACUUGCUGAUUAUUCUCGAUGCCUUGGAUGAGUGCGCAAAGAACUCGCAGAGCCAACUGUUGAAACAUCUGAACAAGCGUUAUCAUGAAAAGGUACUGAAAGAGAAGCCAUUAUUCAUGGUCAUUCUUCUGAGUCGUCCUGAGAACAUGAUCAAGUAUUCUUUCAGUCAGAACGUUGCUGCCGUGCGUCUUCGCGGCGAAGACCAGACAGGUCCCAUUAGCGAGGUUGUGGAACUAGUAGUUCGCAGUCAUAUCAAUGAGCUCAGUGGUCAAGGCUUACCGCAUGAUCUCUUGUUGGGGCUUGAAAGGACUCUCAUUACAAAGGCCGACCGAACCUUUCUGUGGACGACGCUCAUGAUAGACCUCAUCGAAGAAGCGGCAUCAUCUGGGGCAUCGCAGAAGGAACUCGAGGACCUUUUGGGCAACGAGGAUAUAUACGCGAUAUAUUCAAAGCUACUUGAGCGUAGUCAUGAAUCGAAUGAAGCUAAGAAACUCCUCGAGUUGAUUCUGGCGGCGGCUCGACCUUUGACUCUCGACGAACUCAAUAUGGCAAUGGCAGUAACCCCACAACAAGUAUCUUUUAAGGAGCUCGAGUUCAAUCUAAAGAGUUCCGUUGAGAGCCAUCUGAAGAACGUAUGCGGGCAUUUCAUUCGUGUUAUACAUUCUCAGGUAUUUCUUGUUCACUAA
Messenger RNA from Fusarium venenatum, 789 nucleotides. RefSeq lists its product as uncharacterized. Lineage: Eukaryota; Fungi; Ascomycota; Sordariomycetes; Hypocreales; Nectriaceae. The record is from RefSeq and is a predicted model, not a curated record.